Messenger RNA from Leptosia nina, 2412 nucleotides. The record is from the annotation of a GenBank genome assembly. Lineage: Eukaryota; Metazoa; Arthropoda; Insecta; Lepidoptera; Pieridae.
AUGAUAGGAAGAGCCGACAUCGAAGGAUCAAAAAGCAACGUCGCUAUGAACGCUUGGCCGCCACAAGCCAGUUAUCCCUGUGUCCCUAUGCGUACUGAACAUCUGGAUCAAGCCAGCUUUUGCCCUUUUGCUCUACGCGAGGUUUCUGUCCUCGCUGAGCUGGCCUUAGGACACCUGCGUUAUUCUUUGACAGAUGUACCGCCCCAGUCAAACUCCCCGCCUGGCAGUGUCCUCGAACCGGAUCACGCGGGAGUUGAACGGCGACGGGCGCGCGAGCGCCACGCCACCACUCUGCACGCUUGGAACGAAACACCGUACGCGAGCCGAUUGCGAAAAUCGACCGCGCACCGCUUCCGCCCAACCGAUUCUGAGCUGACCGUUGAACGGCGGUCGUAUAGAACCGCGCCGAGACGCCGCCACGUCGCGAGCGACGAGCGAGCCUACGACGCGGCCUUACGGCUAGGAAGAUCCGCGGAAGGCCGGAGCGCGGGUCCGGAUUCAGCACGCGCGCGAAGCGCGAGCAUCGACCAGGCCCGGCACCGGCCGCAUCCGCUUCCCGUCCAAACCCGACACGCCCCGGUCCUCAGAGCCAAUCCUUAUUCCGAAGUUACGGAUCCAAUUUGCCGACUUCCCUUACCUACAUUAUUCUAUCGACUAGAGGCUCUUCACCUUGGAGACCUGCUGCGGAUAUGGGUCCGCAGAGAGUAUCCGGACACCGCCGCAAAUGCGGUGCUCUUCGCGUUCCGAACCAUAUCUCCCUUCUAUAGGAUUCCAUGGAACUCGAACGCUCAGGCAGAAAAGAAAACUCUUCCCGGACCCCUCGGCGGCGUCUUCAGGCCACUUUGGGAUCGACUGACUCGCGAGCAACUACUGUUCACGCGAAACCCUUCUCCACGUCAGUCCUCCAGGGCCUCGCUGGAGUAUUUGCUACUACCACCAAGAUCUGCACCGACGGCGGCUCCAGGCGGGCUCACGCCCAGACCCUUCUGCGCUCACCGCCGCGCGCGUCCUACUCGUUACGGCUUAAAUUUUUCAAUUACAAUGCCGGUAACGGUAGUGUAUAGGCAGAACGCUUCAGCGCCAUCCAUUUUCAGGGCUGGUCGCUUCGGCAGCAUCUGUGCUCAGAGCGCGCCUGCAUUCACUGAUUGGAAACGAGACGCCUCGGGGGUGCGGGAGCGGGCGACCUCGCGGCGACACCGCCCCAUCCCCCCUGAGCGCGCGGCUAGCGCGCGCCUUCACUUUCGUUUCGCCUCUCGGUUUUGUCUAAUAUUAUUAUCUCAGUCGACCGGUUUAGAGCCGACGAACCGAAUGACUCGCACACAUGCUAGACUCCUUGGUCCGUGUUUCAAGACGGGUCCUGCGAGUGCCCGAAACUUAGAACAUCGCAGACACGACACGCGCACUGUCAAAGGCUACACGGCUGCUACGAAAAAACAGCGGCGCCGCGCCCGCGUCCGCGCUACGGCAGGCGCACGGGCGACGACGCGCAUCAUAUUGAACGCUUGCGUCGGGCCUGACGUGCGUGCAAAGAUUGCACGUGCGCGAUUCGUAUGCACAAUGGCCGAAUACCGUCCGCGGUCGGUCGGCACCGGCGGUCAGGUCGGGCGGCGCGUCGCGCCCCGCGAGGGGACGACGGCCGCCCGGCUCCAGGUCGCCGGGCUUAGACCGACGGCGCGAACGGCCUUAGAUGGAGUUUACCACCCACUUAGGGCUGCACUCUCAAGCAACCCGACUCUGAGGAGCGUCCCUCUCGCGCGCUCGCCCCGUCGCUACGGGCCUGGCACCCUCUGCGGGAAAACGGCCCCGUUCAAGACGAACUUGGACGAGAGCGGGACGCGCGAGAAAGCGGAACCUCCCGAACACCACAUCUCCCGCGAUCGAGACGACCGCGGGAUUCAGCGCUGGGCUCCUCCCUGUUCGCUCGCAGCUACUGAGGGAAUCCUUGCCAACGAUACAAAAAAAGUGGGAGGCAGACGCGAUAUCCGUCGGCGCGCGAUCGCGCUGAGCGCGGCGCGCCCUUCGGACGUCGUGUCCGCCUACGCGCGACUCUCUUUUUUUUUCAUUAUUCUCAUUAUUGUUAUUAUUAUUAUUAUUAUUAUAUGCGACACGCGCGACCGCUCGAAAGCAGCGCGCGCUCAAAUCGACGCGCACGGCGCAAGCGCACACUUCGCGAAGACAUCAACCACACACCACGUACUUAAUAACCACCGUCGUCGUCGUCGUCGUCGACCCCGUUCGAAUUGUAUUAUUCGUCGUAGUCGUCGUCGUCGUCGUCGUCGUUGGAGACGUGUGUGUGUUGUCGUUCGUUGCUGUUGUGACGUUUCACCGCUGCCGCUCUGCUCUGCAUUAGAGCGGCGGCAGAGCGUCGACCGCGACACGAGCGGCGGGCGGUCGGCGAGUCGCGAACAAUAA